Molecule: messenger RNA, 2064 nt
Organism: Lasiosphaeria miniovina
Lineage: Eukaryota; Fungi; Ascomycota; Sordariomycetes; Sordariales; Lasiosphaeriaceae
Exons: 1
Coding region: 53-1939 (628 amino acids)
Molecular function (GO): protein binding
Source: RefSeq, a predicted model, not a curated record
GUGCUAUUUGUUUCUGGGGAAAUGGCCUCAAGCAGAGCCGCUCAUUGAGGAAAUGGCACGCUCGAACCGCACGCCGGACUUGGCCAUCCCAAAUUUGCUGCACGCCCUCGCCUUGACACACCUGACGCAGUCCUCUUCCCGAAGAGCAAUAAAGUUGUGCAGACAGUCCCUGAACAUGAAGAAACGGCUGAUUGGGUCCGACCACGCCGAGUACUAUCAAACGAUGGAACUUCUAGCCACCGCCUAUGAAUUGGAGGUGGAACCAAUGUAUGGCGAGAUUCUCAGAAACUUCAUCCCCACGUCCUUCGAGUGCAAGAGUCACCCGCCCGAUGUCCUUGACUUCAUCACAAACCACCCGGGACUUCUUGAUGGCGUUUUUGGCACCGAUGCUACCCCCUGGGCAACUGCGCUAGAAUCUGAUGGCCUAAGAUUGCCGGUUGUCGAGCUUUGGAAUACCGGCGUUCCGAGGCCCUCUAUACCCCCACCAGAACUCGAGGACUCGUCUCGACCCAUACCGCUCUUCGAGAAGGACUCGGAUCCGCCCGCCCCUAUCAACCUCUGGGACGCUAAUUCGAACACCCGCGUUGAGAAUCAGCGCACUGGAAUUGACCCAUACCCAAUACGAGAUGGCCAGAAGGGCCUGUCGGGUAGGACACGGUGGACGCAGGUGCUUACAGGGGAAAACACCAGGGCACGUGAUACACCGGAAAGGCGAGCGUCGCUCGGCUUGAAUUCGCUAGACCUCGCGGGUACAUCUAGCACAUAUGCACUCCAAGCGAGACAAACGGAGACCAGGAGACGGUGGUUGUCGAGGAUCGUGCCAGAAGGAAUGCGUCACAUGACCUGGCAAGCAUCAAAUCACCGGAAGCUACAAAAGAAGAGGACGGGGUUUCAACAAACUGCAACUAAUCUAGGUCCUCGCACAAGGCAGUUGAUAGAGCAGGGAGUAAGACAGCGCAUGGUUGAACCACUAGCACCUACUCCCCAAUCAUAUGCCUCACUGAGCAUGGACAGAUUUUCAACCAUGGCAGUGUUAGCUCCUGAAGAUUCUCAAUCAACGGGCGAGCCAGUCCAGCAUGUUUGGAAUCUUGUGGCCUCCCGAUACGUUGAUGCCUUGGUCGACCCUAGGGCCCACGGCAAGAAUCAUGGCAAUUCUUCCGCCGACAUUGCGGCCCCUGUCGAACUUGAUAGCACUCCCCUGGGUCGUGACGAUCCUGUCGCCAACUACGUUGCCCCUGUUGAACUUCACAAUACGUCUCUCCCAGUCGAAUUGCCGCUGUCUGACCCCUGGACCCGGCCAAUAUUUCAACACAGAUCGACGGCGUCCUCAACAUCAAAUUCAGAUUAUCUCGAUUACCCUGCGUCCUGCGACUCUCCAACUCUUGGUGCUCAAUUCACGCCGCCGACCUCGAGAGAGAGUCUCCCUAUAGGUACGACCUUCAACAGUACACACCCCAUGACCGAAGAUGCGAUGAGAUGUUUUGAUACCGGGUGGUCGGGGAUUGCAUCAUCAGAUAGCAUCGAGAUCGAAGAAGAAAAGAUCGAAAUACUUUCGCUCGAAACCGACGUUUAUGAGACAGAUACAAUUCCAGACAGGCCUGAGACAGAUCUGACAAGUGAGGCGAAGGCGGGUCUUACAAGACAUAAUAUCAUCGAACACCGCAAAAUUUCCGAGACACUCCCAGAGCGCACCCUCAGUUUGAGCAUCGACACAGCCAACACGUCUCCGAUAUCCUGUCCUCGAGCACCAUUUGACAUCGAGAAGGAAUCACCAAAGCCCCGCUGGAGAAGUCACCUUACUCCAGGCCGACGCAGGAGACGCCAAGGCAACUUGAAGAGCGGAGAGCGGAAGUCGAUGAUAUCAAACACCUCCCCGUGUUUUUACACUGCCUCACGACUUUCCGCGACGGCAUGCGCUCGACACAUACCAACCGCCUGACAUCAUGUGAUGAAAGUUGGAACAGAGCAGGUUGUAAGGGGGUACAGAGGGGUCUCUUUUUAGCUUAUCACAUCAACGUACUGCAGUGAUUAUUGAGAUAUUUUAAAUGUCCCUGUAUUUCUCAG